Molecule: messenger RNA, 2386 nt
Organism: Periconia digitata
Lineage: Eukaryota; Fungi; Ascomycota; Dothideomycetes; Pleosporales; Periconiaceae
Source: the annotation of a GenBank genome assembly
UGACUGAAUCCUCUGCAUUUUCCUUCCCCAACAAGCUUACAAAUUUUUGCUUUUGACAUUGUGCAUCCCACCCCUGAGUCAUCUGUUUUUGCAGUUCGUUUGCACAGACAUUCACUCUUGCACCCUGCUCUAAUAAUCGGACUCCAAUCGUGCGUUUGUCGGCGGAGCUGGCUGGUAUCGGGAACAUGCCGGAGAUCUCAACCCGCAGCCAUGGCACAGAAAGUCCAAUAAAGAAGAAACUACGCAAAGGCACGCGAAGUUGCUGGGAGUGUAAGAGAAGGAAGGCGAGAUGUAGUCUGUCUCAAACACAAAAUGUCUCCGUCUGUGACGGUUGUAAACGUCGGGGAACGCGCUGUAUUAGCCAGCAACAUCCUGAUGAUCAAACGAACACCAAGAAACAUCUCGGCGAUCGGCUUGGGUAUGUCGAAGAUAUUCUUUACCACCUUAAAGGAGGAAUAGAGAAACCCCAUGCGAAUGAUUCUGACCAAUUGAGAGGCAUGCGAAUCGACAAGCGUGCCAAUAUUGGAAGGCUACAUGUUCGCCCGGAGGAAAUUAUCGCCCAACACCACCGCUCAACAGGACAACCACGACAUCAUAAACUCACUGGAAUUUCUCAAGCACUUCUAUCGGCGUGGCCCACCCCAGAUGAUCUCGAAGCCAUUGUCAGUGCACCCAUGGGUACAGCCAGCGUGUACCGUGGACUGAUAUGUACUUCGUACGAAGUCUUUAUGGAAAAUCCCCUCCCUUCUCCUCGUGAAUUACUAGUUACCCCGGAAUCAUCGCUAAACCCUGUUUUCGUCGCUCGUAAACUGCUGAUGCUAGCAACGUAUUUACAGAAUCUCUCUCCGGCAGCCGUGACACUUGUCUCUGAGCAGCUCACUGUUAACUUUCGUGGGCUCAUGGAUAGAGCCUUCAACGCGGCUACUGAGUUAGUCACAAAUAACGACGAGUUGACGGGAUCAGUUGAAGGCAUCGAAUGCAUCAUGAUGGCCGCAUUAUAUCUCAAUAACGCCGGUCGUCUGCGCCUCGCAUAUCUCGCUAUUCGAAGGGCACUUACUAUCGCUCAAAUGAUUGGUCUUGACAGAGGGUCGAACUCAUCAUUGAUCCGCAUACUUGACCAAGAUACGCUCGAGCGCAUUAGUCCAGAAUUCAUGUGGUUCCGUCUGGUUCAGACAGAUCGAUAUCUUUCAUUGCAGCAAGGUCUCCCUCAAGGAUAUAUCGGGGAUUCGUUCUUUGUUGGCAAUCAGGCAGAGAAUCUUCAUUCGCCUGCGGAGCGAUUUGAGCAAGUCGUCACCAUUGCGGCGGGUAGGAUCAUCCAGCGCAAUGGUGCUGCAAUGCUCGAUUUGAAGGCUACUCGGGAAAUUGAUGCAAUGUUACUGAGCUCCGCCAACUCCAUGCCGUCCCAAUGGUGGCUAUAUCCGGAUUUGACAACUGAUUUUCAAGAUGAACGCGACUUGCUUCGCGAGACCGGGCGCUUCAUCAUGCAAAUCGCAUACUAUCAACUGUUGGAGCGACUUCAUCUACCUUUUCUAUUGCAGCAGUCCACCUCAAGCGAAUAUGACUAUAGUAAGAUGACGGCAGUCACCGCGAGUCGCGAAGUUCUAUCGCGUUUCAUUGUCUUCCGCUCUUCGUCACCGCCCAAAGGGACUUUCUGUCGUGGGAUCGAUUUCGUGGCAUUCAGUGCGAGUGUAGUGACUUGUCUGGGACAUAUCAAUGCGCGCUUGCGCCACAGUAACCAAGGAGCUCGGCAGGGCAAUACUGUAUUUGACUGCUUUGCUCAUCAACGUCUAGCUGACCGAGCGAUGAUGGAACGCACGCUGACGUGUCUCGAGAAGGCGCUCCAAGACGACCCGUCAGAUGGGAUCGCGCAUAAGAUUUGCAGAGGGAUGCGUUAUCUGCUUGCAGUCGAAGCAGAUGUUGCAAGCGGUAUUGCAUAUAGGACCGAAUCUGUAUACCGCAAUGAGGAUUCGCGGAAUGAAUUGGAAUGUGAUGAUCAGCUAAGCGGUGCUCGCAGCAGAGCAAUCCGAAUUCACAUCCCACAUCUGGGUACGAUUAAGGUAGAGCCUCAUGGCACUACUGGCGCACUUUUCCAGUCUUCGAAUCCUGCCAGUAUCGGGUCUGCUUUGCAGGAUUUUGAGAGCGCACCCACCCUGGAGACAUAUUCGUCGCCGGAUAUUGCCAUUGCAGAGUAUACGGAAGGCCAAAAUGGCACCAAUUCCUGGCCAGUAGAAGAUCUUGGUAGUCUGUGUUUUGGUCUAGAUGAGUUCCAGGACAAUCAAUGGUCGAUGUCUGGUAAUGAAUGGGGAGAUACCUGGUCUCUUCAAGGGAUGAAUUCGGCUUUUUUCGACAGUCUCUUCACAGGGUCAGACAGUCUAUAGGUCUAUUU